Molecule: messenger RNA, 4115 nt
Organism: Coccinella septempunctata (seven-spotted ladybird)
Lineage: Eukaryota; Metazoa; Arthropoda; Insecta; Coleoptera; Coccinellidae
Gene: Cp190
Product: centrosome-associated zinc finger protein CP190
Exons: 10
Coding region: 332-3817 (1161 amino acids)
Biological process (GO): regulation of transcription by RNA polymerase II
Cellular component (GO): nucleus
Molecular function (GO): DNA-binding transcription factor activity, RNA polymerase II-specific; protein binding; RNA polymerase II cis-regulatory region sequence-specific DNA binding
Source: RefSeq, a predicted model, not a curated record
AUAAAGUAUAAUGUAAAUAUUUGAGAUUUCGUCCUUAAUUUCAUACUAUAAUUAGGACGAAACAUUUUUGACCAAGAUGAAAUAAAUUGUUCAUUAAUGGUGUCCGUAUUGUGAGUUUGUAAAAAUUUAGAGGUUCAAAACGCCCAUCUUUUAUAUACACUAUCGCCACCUACAAGGAUGAAGCAGUAACUAAUUCACAGACGGGUUAAUCAAUGAAUGGUGCGUCUACGUACGCUUUCGGGUCUGUGGAAUAAUGGUAGAGAUGGAGCUGAUAUUUUGUUAGAAAAUAAAUAUAACAGGAUAGUGUAACGGUUAUUAACAAACAAAAACGAUGGAAGAAAACAAGCAAGUACGAGUGGAUAACUGGGGAGUAUUUUUUCUUCAACGUCUGCAAUUAUUCUUCAACAAAACGGAUUAUUGUGACCUAACCCUACAAUUUCAAGGAAAUGUUCAGUUGAAAGUUCACAGACUUGUUCUGAAUGCCUGUACUGAAUAUUUUGAACUCUUAGAGCAAUCUGAUAGGCUUAUUGAUGAAAAUGUGAUAUUGAUGCCUGAGACUUUGCAACCUGAUGUUGUGGUACCAAUCAUCAAUUUCAUGUACACAGGAAUGCUGGAAUAUCCGCAAUCGAUAUACCAUAGACUAUGUCAAGCUGCUGACCUCAUGCAUAUAUCAGUCCUGACAAAACUAUUAGAUGCUCAGAAACCAUGUCCAUCAUUGAACAAAGCAGAAAAAUUCCCUAAACAAAAAGUAAAAGAUACAAAAUCAGAAUCUGGUUUGCACAUGUUUUCAUAUUCGAAAAAAACUACGCCCAAACCUAUUGUAUCUGAUAUUUCACCAACUUUCCCUACAAGAAAAUUAUCAGGAUGGAAGAAAAAACCUUUAACUGCUAGUUCCAGCAACACUAGCUUUUCAUCCCGUUCUGAUUCAAUGAAUAGAAAUAGUGAUCCUCUUGCUUUAGACGAAGCAAAACCUACAAGAUUCGAAUGGCCUGAAGACGACUUAGAGUUACCUAGUUUAGAUAACAUGAUGGAUAUAUCAGGUUUUGGGGAUAUCUCUUACAAUAGUAAGCCUUUGCUGAGGGAGGACGAAGUGAAGCCUAUUCUUACUAAAAGUGACCCUCUUUCAAAGCAAGCUUCGAAGGAUGCAAUUCAUGAAAUGGAACUAGAUGAAAGGUCAAAUCCUGAGACUACUAGAAACGGAAUCGAGAAAAGAAAGGCAGAGUCGGGAUUAGAUAAAUCACCUAAAAGGAUUAAAAUAGUCGAAAGUGAAAAAGACACUACUAUUAGCGUUAUAGCUAAUGAAAAUUCCGCGAAUUUCGAUCCAACUAAAAUAGUAUCGGAAAUUCUGAAGAAAUAUCCCCAUUUGGUCAAAAAGAAGAAGAAUAUAAAACUGAAGAUAGUGUCGAAGCACAAUGAAAAAGAAACUCCAAAAACGUAUAGUCCUGUCGAAAAGACUGUAAUAGAAAAAGCCCCCACAAAAGUAGUUCCGAGGAAAACUCCUGUGUUCAAGUCUGAACCUGCUAAAACAAACUUGAAGGACAGUGUGUGGACAUGUAAGGAAUGUUCGGCUACUCAUGGCGAACCUAUAGAGUUCAUGCUUUACUACCUUUAUAGAAAACAUAUGACUGAUUUACAUAAUAUGAAGUUUGAUCCCAGGAUCUGUAAAUAUUGCGGUAUUGCUUUUUCUAAAAGUGAACAGCACGCUUAUCAUCUUUUCACCAAGCAUGGAAUCAAACCUACAGGAGGACAAGUCUUUCCUAAUUGUGCCCAAUGUCCUUAUGUGGCUUUGUCUCAAGAAGUACUUCAAAUUCAUAAAAGUAAACACAAGAAGACAGAAAUGCAAUGUUCAUGUUGUAAAUUAGCUUUCAUUUCAUCGGAAGCUAUAGCUGCCCACUUGCAAAUUACUGGCCAUAUGGGCAAAACAAAGAAGAAUGUUUACGAUUGUCAAUACUGUACAAAAACUUCACAGUCUCCUAUUAGUUUAUUGUCUCACAUUAAAUCCAAUCACGAGAUGGAAGGCAAACGGGAUGGUAUAGUUAGUUUAGAUGAGGUGGAUUUGGAAGAAGGUGAUAUCUUGGACGAGACCAUUGAAGAAGAAGAGCCCAUAGAGGAAUAUGUUGUUCCAGAGACACAAAAGAACAAAGUGAAUAUCAUCAGUGAUGUGACAGUACCUGUGAGCAAGAGUAAAACGACAACAGAAACAGUAACAUUGGACCAAACGAAAAGUCAUGUCUCCGUACCAACCUCAAUAGCUACAAGCUUGGGUCUACUGGAUAUUGUCGUUCUCGAUGAAAAUCAACAAUUUAUCCUUCAUAACCAACCCCAGCAGACAGUAAACAAUCAAACUGAAUAUAUUCUGCCUCAAAUUGAUGCUAGAAAUGUAACAGCUGAAGGUCUACCGAGUAAUGAUGAGCUGGUGAUGGUAUUGACAGAUCAAGAUUACAAGGAUGGGCAUAGUGGUAUCACCACGGAAAACUCUAAUAUCGUAGUACUUUACAGUCAUCCAGCAGAUGGACAGCAGGGUCAAUUUAUCACUUCCCAGGGUAACUUGAUGGUCAACUCGGAAACUGGAUUGCUAGAGAUUAGAAACGGUGCUGCCAUCGCAACAACGUCCGCCAAUCAAAUAGUAAUGAGCACACCGACGGAAAGUCAUAUAGAAACGAUAGAAAUGAUCCAGAGGGAAAUCGAAGAAGGACAAGAGUUGAAACAGGAUUCGUAUUAUGCAGAUCAGAAAACUAAGGUAUUGGAGCAUCCUCCGGAGCCUGUGCAUUUCAUAGAGAACUCGCAAGUUGAAACCAUGAGCGAAGCAAGCACUCAGGUGGAAAUGACGGAGAAUUCAGAAAUUCAGUUGGAGGAAAUGGGGAAAAUGCAAGAAGAAGAAGAGACUGUUGUUGAACAAGUUCCUGCACCUAAUCUUCCAAUGUUGAAUGACACAGGGGAAGAACAUACGUCAAGUGAAGAAAUCCAGCCUUCAAAUAACCCCGAGGAAAGUGAUAAAUUGGUAGAAAUGGCUGAAGUAUGUGCUGAGGAAUCCAAGGAUUCUGCACCAAUGGAAAUUGAGGAACAGUUGGUAGAAGAAUGUGCAUCACCUACAGAAGAAAUUUCAACCUCCGAAUGUAAAGGAGAAGAAAUACCAACAGACGAGAGGAAAGAGGAAGAUGUAUCGAUAUCUGAAAGUGUUCAAGAAGAAGAACAGAAAGAAGUAGAAGAAGCAGCUGAGAAAUCUGCUGAUGUUGAAAAGGAUCAAUCUUCUGACGGAGAGAAAACUCUUCCAAUGGAAGUAGAUGAUGCAGAUGCUGAAUGCAAGGGGGAGCAUUCCACCGAGGAAGAAAAUAACGAAAUUCCUUCAACAGACGAAGAUGCAAUAAAAGUUGGAAGUACGAAGGACACGGAAAUUGUGGAAGACACCGAAAUUGUGGAAGAAAAACCGGCGUCUCCAACGCUUGAAAAAGACGAGGAGAAACCUUACUCACCCACUGAUAACCCCGUCGAUAUGGACUGCGAAACGGAACAAGACCUUAGUGAAAAACAGGAUGGGGAAUCAUUGAAUGAGAGCAGCGUAACUACCUGCGAAAGAGAACUCGACAGUCAGGAAACCGUGGUAUCAACUCAGUCAUCACAAAUCGUGGAAGAGGAGGAUACGGAAGACAAGCAGAGCGAAGGCACCAAAGAAUCGACCACAAUGUCAAUUCUCGAUGACUGGGAAGAUACGGAUUCUCAACAAUCCGACAAUAAAACGAAGUGCAUAAAGAAGGGGGCGCAGGAAACGGUCCAUAAAUUGAUGGACGAUUGGGAUGAAGAAGAGGUAGAAAAGUGAAAAACUCUUUUAAAGUUUGAUAUCGAGAUGUUAAUUUGGGAUUUGAUAUUUUUAUAACCUCAAAAUCAACUGUCAAAAUCCCACCGGUGUCGAUAAGGUUAGAAUGGAAAAAUUUUAUGUAGAUUUUUCUCUGAUUUUAAGAUUUGUUGAAGGUAAUUUACUCUAUUGUACAUAUUGAUUCAUUUAUUAUUAUAUUCAGUGAAAGUUCAGAAACCGGUUCUACAAGGGACGGUCCUGGAAUUUUUUUUAUUUCUCUAUCUACUUAUGUAUUUACAUCAAUAUAUGCUUCAGUUGAAAA